AUGGAGGCCGCGCCGAUGCGGAUGCUGCCGGAGGAGGAGGAUGCCACCCGAGCGCCGGUCGCGGAGACCCCGCUCCUGGGCAGCCACUUCGAGCCGGAGGAGCCGGAGCACGUGGAGGAGGAACCACAACCAAAGGGCCGCGUCGUGCCGCCACCACCAAACGCGUUCUCCGAGGCCGAAGCUUUACGCUGGCCGGCGAUCCGCGAGGCGUUAUCAGAUGAGACAAGACAAUGUGUCGGCCAGGGCCUGGCCGUGCGCGUCGUGCGCGGCUACGCCGCGGCGUCCGACACGCCGCCGAAGGUCGCCGAGGUCCUCGAGAAGACCGUAGCGUGGCGGCGCGAGUACGACGUCGACGCCGCGCUCACGAAGCCGGCGCCGGCCUGGGAGGCCUACCAGCGGCUCUGGCCCUGUGUCGUCCACGGGAAGGAUGAGAACGGCCGUUUAGUUGUGUGCGAGCGAUUUGGCGCUAUGGACGUCCCCCAACUCCUGGAAGAGGUCUCAAGGGACGACAUGAGAAGAAACCGGGCCCAGACCCUGGAAAUUGUGGAAGCUUUACAAGCUCGAGCGUCGGCGAAGCAUGGCACGCCCGACCGCACGGAGCACGUCCACGUGUUUGAUUUGAGCGGUCUGCGGAGGAGGGAUCUAGGACUCAAAACGCUGAACGCCAUCAGAGAUAUGGUCGGCCUGUCGCUCGACCACUACCCGGGAGCGAUGGAGACGCUGUAUGUCACGAACACGCCCGUCGUCUUCCAGAUCGCGUGGCGGAUCAUCAAGCCCAUGCUGCCCGCCGAGGUUCUGGCCCGGGUCCAUCUUUGUGGCGGCGCCAAGGAAUUUUUACCGGAGAUGAUCAGCGCGGGCUGCCCUUUGUCUUCAAUUCCGAGCUGGAUGGCCGUGCCCAAGCAAAAACUGAAGGGCCAGCAUGUUGGUGUAUCUGUGGAGGACUACGUGCGUGCCAUCGAGGCCGGUACUUCAUCAUUACCGCAGGAGACGUCGCUGCGGCUCCGCCGUGAUGGUGACGACGGGGACGUCCUCGACGGUUCAAAUGGAGGCCCAACCAUUUUAAAAAGGGGCCGCGUCUGCAAGCGCGGCCGCCGCACCAACGCCGUGAACCCGAACCACGUCGAAUUAAUAUUGUACGCGCCGGGGCGCCUCGCGUGGUCGCGCAAGAGCGGGUCCAUCACGAGCGUCGCCGUCGCGAAAUGUGAUUUGCGGCGGCCCGGCUCGCACACUUUUAUCAUAGAGACGCCGUUCGGCCACGAGCGGGGCUUCCGCUGCGAGAAAACCGAGGACGCGCUGGCCUGGGUCAACGAGAUCAACGCGAUUCUAACGGCGGCGCCGUGCUCGCCGGGCUUCCGGCCGGAGCACUUCGCGCAUACUCCUAUACCGCCGUGGCGGCGGCGCCUGCGCAACUUCCUGUUCUACGCGUUGUUUGGGAUCGUUCUCGCGAAGCUGAUCUACUUGACCCACUGGCUGCAGUGGCGGGUCCUGAAAUUGACUUUAGCCAUCUACGUCAUGUCGCUGGUCUGCGGCUUCUUCAACCCCAUCGAGGCGCUGCUCCACCGGAACCCGCAUCUCAUUCCCGCAUGA
Messenger RNA from Pelagomonas calceolata, 1587 nucleotides. The record is from the annotation of a GenBank genome assembly. NCBI's taxonomy places the organism in Eukaryota, Pelagophyceae, Pelagomonadales, Pelagomonadaceae.